UUCUAUUCCGAUAUUUCUUAUUUAUUUUAUUGUUAGUGAUCUAAUAUUGAAAAAAUAUCAUUGUCCUGUGAAAAAUCCACAGCUGAUGAGUAGCGAGAAUUAAAAAAUGCUGUCAAGAUUUUUUUCAGCGACUCUCAGAGCUGCUGUUCGAUCUCGAUUUAUCGGGGAAAUUGGACAGUCACAGAAAUGUGGAUUUUUUGAAAGAAAAAAUUUUCUUCAGGAGUUCAAACCAAUUGUUGGGGGAUGUCGAGGAAUUUUUUCUGUUGUGUCGUCAAAGGGAUUCAGUCAGAAUGUUAAAACAUCGCCAAUUAGUCCUCACGGAAAUUUGUUAACAAAAUCUGUGGAAACAACUGUUCUCAAUGGAUGUACUCCUGCUCGUACUGUCAUUAAGUGGACAAAAUCCAGUGGAAAACGACAGACUGUUAAAACGGUUUUAAAAAGAUUCUACAGGUUGAAUUGGGGAAUCUGGAUCAGAACCAAGGCUGGAAGACACAGACGCAGAUGGAGAAAAAGUGGAGCUAAUGCCAGACGUUCUCGUCAACACGUAUUUUGCAACUCGACUCAGUCAUGGAUGCUGGACAAAAUGGUGUCGCCUUACUGGAGAAAACCCAAGUACUGGGUUGACGAUCCCUACACUCCUUAUCACAAACGCGAAGAGUUCUGGGCGACUAGAAAAAAUCCAAUACCUUUAAUUCGAAAGCCGUCGUAAUUAAAAGAUUUAUGAUGAUACAUUAUAAAUAAUAAAUAUACCUACGAAUUCUGAA
Molecule: messenger RNA, 764 nt
Organism: Fopius arisanus
Lineage: Eukaryota; Metazoa; Arthropoda; Insecta; Hymenoptera; Braconidae
Gene: mRpL35
Product: mitochondrial ribosomal protein L35
Exons: 4
Coding region: 107-709 (200 amino acids)
Biological process (GO): translation
Cellular component (GO): mitochondrion; ribosome
Molecular function (GO): structural constituent of ribosome
Source: RefSeq, a predicted model, not a curated record